Messenger RNA from Saccostrea echinata, 1914 nucleotides. RefSeq names its product alpha-soluble NSF attachment protein-like. Gene Ontology annotation, biological process: intracellular protein transport; SNARE complex disassembly. Gene Ontology annotation, molecular function: soluble NSF attachment protein activity; syntaxin binding. The record is from RefSeq and is a predicted model, not a curated record. The coding region runs from base 102 to 977 and encodes 291 amino acids. Gene Ontology annotation, cellular component: SNARE complex; vacuolar membrane. NCBI's taxonomy places the organism in Eukaryota, Metazoa, Mollusca, Bivalvia, Ostreida, Ostreidae. The transcript has 9 exons.
CGAUCUUGAUUAUUAUGAUGAUGUCGAUAGUAAAUAGUGGUGUGACACAGACGUAAAAAUAUAUUUUGUGUCAAUUGUAUGUCGUUUUCUUAAAUUUCAGAAUGGCUGAUAACGAAGCGAAGGGACGAGAAUUAAUGCAAGAGGCAGAAAAGAAGCUUUCAUCCUCAAAAGGAUUCUUCAGUUCACUAUUUGGGAGCUCCUCAAAAGUGGAAGAUGCAGCUGACUUGUUUGUUAGAGCGGCUAACAUGUUUAAAAUGGCCAAAAAGUGGGCAGCUGCUGGUGAAGCAUUCUGUCGAGCAGCUGAGCUACAGGUGCAGUUAGGUAGCAAACACCAGGCAGCCACUGAAUACGUUAAUGCUGGCACCUGUUAUAAAAAAGCUGAUCCCAAUGAGGCAAUCAACUGUUUACUAAAGGCCGUAGAAAUUUACACUGAUAUGGGUAGAUUUACCAUAGCAGCUAAACACCAUGUCUCCAUUGCUGAAAUCUAUGAAACAGAUAUGGUGGACAUAGAGAAGGCAAUAACAAGCUAUGAACAUGCUGCAGAUUAUUAUAAAGGGGAAGAAUCUAACAGUUCUGCAAACAAAUGUCUUGUUAAAGUUGCCCAGUAUGCAGCGCAGCUUGAACAGUAUGAGAAGGCAAUAUCUAUCUAUGAAGAAAUUGGUGUGUCAUGCAUGGAUAACCAGCUUCUGAAGUACAGUGCCAAGGACCACUUUUUUAAGGCAGCUCUUUGUCAGUUGUGUGUGGACACACUGAAUGCUGAGCAAGCCAUUCAGAAAUAUGAAGAAAUGUUUCCACAGUUUGGGGAUGCCAGAGAAUGCAAGCUUCUCAAGACUUUGAUCAGUGCAAUAAAUGAAGAGGAUAUUGAUAAAUUUACUGACACAGUCAAAGAUUACGAUAGUAUAUCCCGUUUGGACCAAUGGACAACAACCAUGCUGCUUAGAGUCAAGAAGAAUAUCAGUGGGGAGGAUCUUAGAUGAUUUCCCCCCUAUUUUACCCUCCCACAAGAUCACAUUUAGUGUUUCUCUUUGAUGGAUGUAAUUUUGAUAUUAUACCUUUGAAGGAUUUUUCUUACUACUGUUAUAUGCUAUGUGUCAAAAGCAAUGUUGUGGACAUUUUCCUUUGAAUUUUGAGCAAAAAUGUACAAUCCAUUUGUUUAUGACAAUAAUAUGCAACAUUCUCAUUACCUCUAAUACAUUGUUCAGCUGUUAACGUGUGUUGGAUCAUCUUGAAUGUGAUAUGGCAUACGGCAUUGUCAUGUUAUUCAAAACAAAAGUAGAAAUGUGAAAAACAUUUUAACUGAUAUAUUACAUGUUGUUGUUUUUCCAAAACAUCAGUUGUCAAUUGAUAGACAAUUUAGUAAUUGUUUUUAGAUUUACCAGUAGAUGUACAUGUAGAUUUGCUGUUGAUGCCUCAUAGUUUUCUAUAGACACAAAAGAUAGCUUUGUGCAUUCACUGCAAACUUAACCUAAUUAAAUGAACUUAAAUGAACUUCAUAUGGCAUUUACAGUGUAUGGCAAAAGCAUUACCUAGAAAAGAAGAGAAAAACUCUCAUUUUAUGUUUUAAAAAUUAUUACAUAAAAGUGAAAUCUUCUUACAGGCAUAUAUAUUCAGCUGCACUGGAUUACCUGAAUAUCAGUUAUGGAGUAUGAAAUGUUGUUACAAAAUUGUUGACAAAAUUUUAUUACUGGAAUCCCGUAUUUAAAGUAUGGUAUAUGAAGUUAUUAAGUGCUGUAUGUCUUCAAUUGUCUUGAUAACCAUAAUAAGUUUCUAAUGUAUAAAAAUGAUCAGUGGUUUGUUAAAUAUUUUAUACAUGUAACAGAUGUAAGUUGUUAUUAUGCAUUUCAAAAUGUACAAUAUACUUGUCCGUCAAUUUGUGAAUAAGCUUGAAUUGAUAAUAAAGUUAAAAAGCACCAA